CUGUAAGGCUGAGUCUUUCAGUCUGGUGUGGAUUUGGCAGCUCCGAUGAUGGAGGGCAGCGGUUGGCUGCCGCUCUGGCUUUCCAUUUCAGUCUGGGACGAGAGUUUUUGGCUGCCCCACAAUGUCAGCAGGGCACAGCUGGAAAAUUCGCAGGAUCCAGUGUACCCCCGGCUUAAGGAUUUGUAUUUUAUUCUCCCUUGGACCUGGGCGAUCUACGUAUUGCGGCUUCUGUUUGAAAGGUUUAUUGCAACACCAUUUGCUAAGUUCCUUGGAGUAGAUUGUAGACCAAUCCAGAAGGCUCAGCAAAAUGUUGUUCUUGAAAAAGUGUUCAAAGAUAUAACUACGGAACCUGGUAAAACUCAUCUGAAUCGUUUGGCAAAACAGCUGGAUUGGGACACAAAGAAAGUGAUACAAUGGUUCAAACUGCGGCGAUAUCAGGACAGACCAAGUCUGCUGACAAAGUUCUGCGAGAGCAUGUGGAAAUUCACCUUCUAUCUGUGGGCCUUUUCGUUCAGUUUUUAUUACCUGUCAAAGAGUCCAUGGCUUUGGAACACCAGAGAGUGCUGGUAUAAUUAUCCUUUUCAUGAACUUUCAUUUCAAAUUUACGUACACUACAUGAUGGAAUUUGCUUUCUAUGGAUCACUGAUAUUUUCACAGUUUUUUGAUGUUAAACGAAAGGAUUUUGUUGUCAUGUGUAUCCAUCAUCAUGUCACUAUUCUGCUACUUACAAUUGCGUAUGUUGCCAACAUGACACGGGCAGGAGCCAUUGUUCUUCUGUUGCAUGACGCAGCUGACAUUGUUUUAGAGCUGGCUAAAAUGGCAAACUAUGCUAAAUGGCAAACACUUUGUAACAUUUUCUUCUUGAUGUUUGCUGUGGUCUUCAUUGUAACCCGUCUGGUAAUAUACCCCCUCAUGAGCAUCAGAUCUGUGUUUUAUGAAAGCUGGGAGAUCAUAGGACCUUUCAAAAUCUGGGGCUUUAUUAAUCUUCUUCUUAUCACGCUGCUGAUUAUGCACAUCUACUGGUCCCAUCUAAUCAUUCGUAUGGUGUUUAAAGCAUUUCAUAAAGGAAAGGUGUCUAAAGAUGAUCGAAGUGAUGUGGACAGCAGCUCAGAUGAUGAGGAUCAAUCUGAACAAAAUGCUCAUGCGAAAACAUCAUAAUAGACUUUAAAAUGACUGACCAAGAAAUUCUACAGUUUCUCAGGAUGCAAGUCCAAGCUGCAAAAGAAACAGGAAGCAUUUUAUUUAAAAAAAAAACUUCUCUGCUGUGCAAAAUGUGCAUUUGUGACAUAAUUGGCUAGAAAUGAUUUAUUGUGGACUGUUUACAUAAAUCUAUCAAAAUUAUAAUUAUUAUAUUUGCUAGUUCAGAGUAUUAUACUGUUCACUGUUAAGACCGAAAUGAUGAAAAGGCGAGGAUAUUUUAGCAUGAGUGAACACUUCUGACUUCAUUUCUAAAAAUAAACUCAUAAGCAUGCUAUUUUUAAAUAACACAA
Molecule: messenger RNA, 1490 nt
Organism: Hemiscyllium ocellatum (epaulette shark)
Lineage: Eukaryota; Metazoa; Chordata; Chondrichthyes; Orectolobiformes; Hemiscylliidae
Product: ceramide synthase 6-like
Exons: 10
Coding region: 46-1158 (370 amino acids)
Biological process (GO): ceramide biosynthetic process
Cellular component (GO): membrane
Molecular function (GO): DNA binding; sphingosine N-acyltransferase activity
Source: RefSeq, a predicted model, not a curated record